AUGAGUCGCAAAGCGUGGAAUGGAGUGAAAAAGCCCGACAUGUUGGAAUGUCUAAAGACAUUCAGAACUAAUGGGCAGCCUCCAAAGGUUAUGGCGAAUUGGAAGGAAGCAGUAAAUAUAGAGACCCUGAAAAUAGAAGAGCUAAAAUCUGGCUUUGAGAAAAUGGAUGUAGAUCCAACAGAAAUGGCACAACUGUUGGGCAUAGCGGAAACAAGGGAAAAUCUAAUCGUAAUGGCGAUAGCCACAAUUUUAACAGCGCUAGAAUCGGACAAAGGGGAUGAUGAACCCCCGAAGAAAAAAGCGAAGAAAGUCAACGAUAAGAAUCCAGGUGCAGGUAUUGAUAAAGUUUCCAUAAAAGAAAGAAUUGUUGAGUUAGAUUCGUUAAUUGGCAGUAAAAAAUAUGUUAAGCAGAAGGAUAUGUUGCCAACGGAUGUAGAGAAGUUUCUCGAAGAAUACAGUAAAAGCACAAUAGAUAAAGCGACACCCCAUGAUAUGCGAGCUUUUUUAGUGUAUAAAGAAUCAGCAGGUGAUUUAGCGAAUCUUAGGAUGGAUCAAAUAAAACAAACCGAGGAAGGUGUGUUAGUUCGUAUGACACAGGGUAAAACAAUAAAAACAAAAGCUAGAAUAUUUUGUGUAGCCCGAAGUGCGAAUGUGGAGUCUUGCCCAGUAGAGGAGAUCCUCGAUUUUGUUGAGAGUAGCAUCGAAGAUGAGGUGAAGGAGUUGAAAAGGUUAUUUGAGCAGCAGAAAACAAAAGAUGCUGACUAA
Molecule: messenger RNA, 765 nt
Organism: Lottia gigantea (owl limpet)
Lineage: Eukaryota; Metazoa; Mollusca; Gastropoda; Lottiidae
Exons: 4
Coding region: 1-765 (254 amino acids)
Source: RefSeq, a predicted model, not a curated record